This is a messenger RNA of Athalia rosae (coleseed sawfly), 7453 nucleotides long. RefSeq names its product vesicular glutamate transporter 1 (gene VGlut). The coding region runs from base 2358 to 4289 and encodes 643 amino acids. Gene Ontology annotation, cellular component: synaptic vesicle membrane; excitatory synapse. Gene Ontology annotation, biological process: monoatomic anion transport; transmembrane transport; synaptic transmission, glutamatergic. Gene Ontology annotation, molecular function: L-glutamate transmembrane transporter activity; neurotransmitter transmembrane transporter activity. The record is from RefSeq and is a predicted model, not a curated record. The transcript is spliced from 9 exons. NCBI's taxonomy places the organism in Eukaryota, Metazoa, Arthropoda, Insecta, Hymenoptera, Athaliidae.
AUCGAGUGGGUGAAAAGCUUCGAUAUUUUUGUGUAUAUAUUCUUGUGGCAUGCGGCUAAAAUACACCGUACUACAUUCGAUGGAUUCUAUAUUUUGACCUGAAUAGUGGUGCAAUUUUUUUGAAAAAAUUGUGUGUUCGAUACCCGAUGAUCAUUCGUAACGAAAGACGAGCGUGAUUUCUUCGAAUGGUGCAUUCCUGAUUUUCCUCCGAGUUAUUUUGAUACUGUUUUUGGAAUAAGCGGCCGAAAGGCCCUUGUUAAUGAUGUUCUUUUUCUCUUGCAACACUCCGGAAAUCGGUUCGAACGUCCGAUCGAUACGAUAGAUAAGAUUCUAUUGAAAAAUUGAUGUUACUGAAGAAUGUGCAAUUUAAGUUACACGGAAGAAUGUUAUGCUACUUAUUUAUUGGAAUACUUUUGAAUACCAAAAUCUGAAUGAACGAGGAAUUUAAACGUCAUCAGGUACAGGGUCGAGCAAUUAAGUUUGUGCGAGUUGUUCCCGAUCUGUAUACAUCAUUUAUAAGAUUUUACCGUGUAUCGAAAAUUGUGAUAUUGUGGACUGAUAUGAUCGGGCAGUGACAUGUCCAAAUCAGUGUAAAUUCAAUUAUCAAUAUCAGCAAGUUGAUAUUCCGCUCGAACUCUUGAACCCCGAGGUAGACCCAGUUCGAAAGCUGUAAUCCGUCGUAAAUGAAAAAUGGAACGCCUAAAAGAACGUUGAAUUUUUGGCGAUCCAAAUUUCUUUCACCGCAUCCAUGACCGCUGUGUAAAAGUACAUUUUGAAUUGUACGUGGUAUUCAUUUUUACCUUCCGGGGAAACGACUCCGCCAUUUUGCAAUCAAAGGCAUAAACGGUUGGCGAAGACCUCUCUCAAGAUAUUCGAUCGCACAGAUUUUUUCUCUUCAGCUAAAGAAUAUUUUCGCACAGCUUACCCCGGUGUAAGCUCAUCGUCCAAGACUUCCGGCGUCAUAAUUAAAACGCGAUCAAAUUGGCGCAAAGAUGAUUUCGUUACAGUCGCGGUUUGAAGGAAGAAAAAAAAAACCUGAAUGGGAAUUGUAAAACGAGGUGGCAAGGGCGGUAAACGAUCUAAUCUGUUAAUGCACUGGACUUCCGCUCUUCCAUUGUUCCGUACGAUCCAUUAGCUGAGUUCUCCCUCGGCGACAUCAGAUCGUCGGUUCCAAUCGACGUCCCCCUAACUCAUCGCCACGCACGUGCCAGGCAUUUUAUGCCAUUUCGUUGACACGUGCGGUCUUUGAUGAUAGCCGAACGUCACGACAGCAUUUUAGAGAAACCUGAAUCACCCUUCUCGCGUAAGAUCGAAAAAGCAGGAAAACAAAAUAAUUGCGGUAACCUGCCCAAGCUUCGAGAAUUCCCAUUUGAAUCUGAGCGUACACGGCGUUCCAACCGCGCUUUUUUUAUCCCCGCGCUCGAUCCUCCCGUAGUAUAUUCUCGCAGUUUUCUACCCUUCGGAGAUCUUCCCUAGAGAGUUCGCGGAUUAGGGUUGGAGAGCCACCACUCCAAAUAAACACCCUCAUCCCUCCUCAUCCGCGUCUCGUUCUGCCCCUCGGCGUUGUCGUAUAUCCCUUCUAGAAGCGAAUCUCCUCUGUUAUCUAUACGGUGGUUCGCACGAUUUCAUGUUGGUUCAGGUUCGCCCACGACCUUGCAUCACCUCGAUGAAAUAUAUAAUCGAAAUUUGAACAAACGAACGUUCAAACCCUCCCACUGUCCCAUGAGCAAACAAGGGACGACACUCCUGUAGAAAAAUUUUACAUCUGAUCCGAAUCAAUCCGAACAAUAUGUUUUCCAUCACAUACUCGGUAACAGGACACUACCGUGUAAUAACGAAGAAUGAUAUGCUCAUUUUAACUACACGAGAAACUUAAAAAAAAUGGACGUUCAUAACCCUACAAAAUAGCGUUCUCUUUAUACUGGGGUGUUUUUUUGUUUCGAAAGUUAUCAGAGAAUCUUUUUGAAAUUUUCUUCCGAACUUCAAGUAUUUUCUAGUAUCAGGUUUCCAGUCCAUUCGUUCUCGGUAUUUCAAAUACUGCGGUUCAACGGAUUCACGCUUUUUCUUGGACACCCUUUAUGUGCGCACCAUUCAGUUUCGUAUAGCCCGGAGAUAUUGGAAAAUGCAGGAAUCGUACUUUUCCUCGUCUUUGAGACACGCAUUGGUAGCUACCUCACAUAUCCUCCGACAUAGUAUACCGAAGGAUUCGACAGUGCUUAGGAUAUUUCUCCAAUAGAAUAUAAGAUUAUCUGCGAAUCCAUUUUCGAACUGCGAAUGCGAGACCGAUGAUAAAUGAAAAGGGCUGCGAGACAAUAAAAAAACUACAACGACAAUAAGGCAACCCCAAUAAUUGAAAAAUGUCCGGAUUCGCAUCUGCGGGUUUUGGGGCCUUCGACUCCUUGAAGUCGAAAGCGUCACAGAAAUUUUCUGGAUUACGACGAAGCAAUACCGGCUAUGAGGAGUUCGAAAUGCCCCCGAAUAGUGGUAGUAAAAGCAACCAGGGGUUCGAGGACGAACGCGGUUACAAUCUCAACGCGUCGUUUGAUUCUUUACCAGAACCAGAACGCCCCCCGCUUCGGCACAUCGACACUUACUGCAUGCCGGAAUGCCCCUGCCUCUCCAAGAGGUACACCAUAGCGGUGUUGGCCUGCAUAGGUUUCAUAAUCUCAUUUGGCAUGAGGUGUAACAUGGGGAUGGCCAAAUUGACCAUGAAUAAUUCCUCCGCCUCUGGUAGCGUGACAUUCAAUUGGACGAUCGGAACCGAAAGCGCGUUGGAUUCGUCUUUCUUCUGGGGUUACCUGGUCACACAGGUACCGGGAGGAUUUCUCGCCUCCUUUUAUCCCGCCAACAGAAUAUUCGGACUGGCGAUCGCUACCUCCUCCUUUUUAAAUCUACUCGUUCCCGGGGCGCUCAAGGUCGAUCCUAUCAUGGACAUGUGCGUCCAGAUAUGCAAGGGCUUGGCGGAGGGUGUUACGUAUCCAGCCUGUCACGGUAUUUGGAAAUACUGGGCUCCACCCUUGGAAAGAUCUCGCUUGGCCACUCUAGCCUUUUGUGGAUCUUACGCCGCCGUUGUCAUAGGAAUGCCUUUGUCCGGAUACUUGACGCAAUGGUUCGGUUGGACCGCUUCCUUCUACUUCUAUGGUGUCUGCGGUCUCAUAUGGUACUGUUUCUGGCUCUGGCUCAGUUUCGAGAAACCAUCCAAGCAUCCUUGCAUCUCAGCCAGAGAAUUGCGCUACAUCGAAGAUUCACUGGGUCAAGGUCAGGCCGAAAUACCGAUGCCUACGUUCUCGACUACCCCGUGGAAGAAGUUCUUCACAUCCAUGCCCGUCUAUGCGAUCAUCGUAGCGAACUUUUGCAGAUCUUGGAACUUCUAUCUACUCGUAUUGUUUCAGGCUCGAUUCAUGCACGAAUCCUUCGACAUGCCACUCGUUGAGACCGGAGUGGUUGGUUCCCUCCCCCAUUUGUUGAUGACGACGAUCGUUCCCUGCGGAGGUCUGUUGGCCGACCAUUUGAGAAAACGUGGAAUAUUAUCGACGACCAAUGUUCGAAAAGUUUUCAACUGCGGUGGUUUCGGUAUGGAGGCUAUAUUUUUUUUGGUAGUUGCAAACGCAACGACUAACAGAAAUGGCACCGCGGCUACCAUCGCUCUGACGAUCGGCGUGGCUUGCAGCGGUUUCGCUAUAUCCGGUUUCAACGUCAACCACCUCGACAUCGCGCCACGAUACGCGAGUAUCUUGAUGGGAAUGUCGAACGGCAUUGGUACGAUCGCUGGUCUCCUAGUGCCGUUUUUCGUCGACAACAUCACGAAGAACAAGGACGCGCACAGUUGGAGAAACGUUUUCAUAAUCGCCGCUUGCGUUCAUUUCGUCGGCGUGACUUUUUACGCGAUAUUUUGUUCCGGCGAACUACAACCGUGGGCAGAUCCGACCAUAGAAGAACAAAACAGCUGGAAUCCUCUCGACGAUUUGGGCAAAAGCAAACCUCCCCUACCACCUCCACCGAAGCCGGUCCAGCCUGAAUUCGUGAAACAACCUUCCCUGACGAGCGGAGGAGAUUGGAACAAUUACGAGCAACCCGCACCGGAGAACCACCUUUAUUCGCAAGUCGACAAGCGAAUCCACGACGGCAACCAGGUGGCGAGUUACGGGUCGACGGAGACGAACGUCAAUAAUCCGUUUCACUCGUCGAAUCCGUUCGCCAGUGACGUAAGCGCGUCUCUGGUUCAGCCACCUGCCAUGGACGAUUACACGCACGAUGUGAUGGAGAAACAACAACAACAGUGGAACUAAUACGAAGCAGUCGAGGGGGUGAGUAAAACUCGGGUUACGAGGCGAGAUGUCUUCUGAAUUUCGGGUAGGGAAGAUCGAAAUGCAAAAUCGAGAUCGGUGAUCAAUAAUUCCACUACUUUUAACGGGUCUAACUUAUCCAUCGUUCGAAGUGAAUGAGUCACGAGCGGACAGAAUUUUUAGCUACGGAGCACUUCGAUUGCGGUAUUUUGCGGUGGUUAAUUUUCUCCAUAAUUUUGCGGCUUGGGCCUGACAAAGGAGUGAAAUUUGAGGGAAAUGUGUGCUGAGAUUAUUGAGGAACUCGAAUCUCGGUCGUUGUAAUUCGUUCUCCGCAUUCGGGGGGAAAGUUAUUUUGGGGUCAAAAUUAGAUAUCAUUAAAUACGAGGCAUUAUAUCACACGGAGAACAGCAGUAGCGGUAAAAAUAUAGCAAUAAAUGAUGUUUGAGCGUGACGAAAUUUAUACGUCAGAGAAGAAACGCCGUAGUCGUCAUCGUUGGAAGAACAGUACAAAUCGACCUGGGGAUAAAAGUACGAUAUCAGUACGUAUUAAACAAAAAAUGAUUAUAGACAAAGACCAGAGAAUGAAAAACUAAAUAAUACCUCGACGAAUCCGUGGAACAGAGGAGGAGGAACAUUGAAAGAUCAAAAACCCAAGCCUACGAACAAAUGAAAGUAUCAUGAGGAAAUUAGUGAAAGUAUUUAGGAAAAUUGUAUGUAAUAAACGGCGAAAGUAUAGGGACGACGUAAGUUGAAAUGAAUUUAAUUUUGGAUAAAUUAUAAGAUAAAUGAAACGAAACGUAGGUACGGAUAUUAUUACGUGUUAGGUAUAUGAAUUAUGAAACAAAAGAUAAGAAUUCGGUGAACGGUAGGAAACGGUGAAUAAAGUAUAUGAUACAUAUUAGAUAUAUAUAUAUAUAUACAUACACGAAUGAAAGUAAAUGAGAAAGUAUUCGAAAAUAAUUGCAAAUAUCAUAAAUCGUAACUAUAAAACAUAAUAACUAAUGUAUUCCGACGUAAAGUUUAUGAAUAUAAUAUAGUAUGGUACUAUGUGAAUGCAAAAUUCAGCAAACCAAUCGCAAUAUACAUGAAUCAUGCAAAAGAAGUUACACGGGUCUCACGCGAUGGAAGAUUUUUAAGAUACUCGAAUAAAAUCUCGUUGCUCGAGACCGACGAAAGAAUCUAGUCAAUUUUCCGCGAGAUGUUUCUGAUUAAUAAUAACAAUGAUACGAUAUUAUAAAUGAAGAAAGUAUAUAAAUAUAAAUAUAUUAUAUAUACACACACAGAUAUAUAUAUAUAAAUAUAUAUACGCCAACCGACCGCGUUGAGCGAGCUGCAGUAUUAAAUACAAUUUAAUAAUAUAUUAUACAUAUAGCAAUUGAUUCGUUGCUUAUCUGUUCAGAAGCUUAUAACGGACAAUAUCUAAAUGUGUUGUUAUGCAUUUAACUUGAUACAUAAGAUGGAAUAAGUGAGAAGAUUGCUGUAGGAAAAAAUUCGACUUGAAUAUAAUCGCGACAAUAAGUGUAACUCGCAAAAGUGUUUGGCAAUUGCGAUAACUUGGUGAAUUUGAAUAACAAAAUGAAAUCACAUCACGUCACGCACACCCAAUUAGUACUGUAUAUUUUCAUUCAAAAUUUGAUUCUAAAACUACGAAAAUUUCACCGUAAAGGAAAUGAUAAAAAAAAGCUGACUCACAUAUUUCUUGCAAUCAACAAUAAUAAUUUGUAUAUAUAUUGAAAGAAAAAGAGAGAAGAAAAUCAGAUCAUUAUUAUAUGAUAUACAUAUAAUGACAUAUUAUAGUAGUUUAUUGAAUUUUGUGAUUUAAUUUUAUUACAUAAUUGUUGUGGAAUUGACAAUACACUAUAUAUAUACCGUAAUAAUUAUUACAUAAAUAAUAUUAUACAUUAUUAUACAUAUACACAGAUUUGAAAACGAGCAAAAACAAAAACCAAAGGAUAAGAAAAAAAAGUAGUGACUGGCCUAAAAUAAUUUCUGGCUUGGUAAAUCCAAAGAAUAAUUGAGUAAAAAAAAAAAAGAAAUAAUAAGAACAUAAAAAUAAAUAAAUAAAUAUUUGAAUGAAACUCGAAAAUUAUACAUAUACAUAUAUAUUAUAUAUAUUAUACAUUAAUUAUACCUUACUUAUGUAUAGGAUAAGUUCAAUGCUGUUCGAACAAUAACGAUUCGUGUACUUAUAUUAUAUUAUACAUAUAAUAUACGUAUGAAUUCAAUAAUAAUUUACGACAAUAAAUAAUGCAAGGUGUACUAGAGAUCGAAAUUAUUAGGGAAUGUAUAACAAUUCGUGGAAAGGUAAUUAUAUAUCUAUAUAGAGAAUUGGUAAGAAGUUUGUUGAAUUUUCACAAAUCUAUGAUUACAUAAAAAUAUAUAUGAAAAAAUGAUAUUACGUAUGUGUAUGUACUUGUAAAUGUAAAUCCGCUGAUUGUAUAAUGUAUUAUAUGCUAAGCUCUUCUAGUACACCUUGUAGUGUUCAAUUAUUAGCUUGUUAGCCGUAAGUUGUUCGUAAUAAAGCGUCUGCUGUUAUGAUGUAUCGAAAUACAUCAAGUAGGAUUUUUAAUAUUAUAAUAAUUUACAUUGCGUUGCAUUCAUCGAAAACUGCGGGCUCGGGAUACAAAUUUGAAAAAAGUUUCGCUAAAAUAUUCAGCAAUUUUACUGUAACUUAUUACAACUUGUCUCGUAUAUCUAUACUAUACGUUCGAGUUACACCGACUGACAUAAGCCCUUCGGCGCUGAGAAGCAAUACCUUUUGAAGGUGUCACACAGUUUACGAAAAAUUACCGAAAAUUAAGUACAAGAAGAAACAAAUUAAUCGACACAAAAAAAAAAUGAUGAAAUUAAUAACGAUAUUAGUAUAUUUAUACACAGCGAAGGCGUAUACAUAAUAAAUUACAUAAUACACUAUGUACGACAAUAUGAAAAGACAAUAGUCGAAACAGCUGCCUGAUUAAAUGUAGUUGAGCACAAAAAAAAAAAACAGCACAUUGAAUUUUUGAUACGUAUAUACUCUGUGCCAUGUCUGCGUCGUUUUUAUAGACGUGAAUUUUCGAUUUUCAUAAUUCGUACAACUUUACGUUAAUCGUUGGAUUUUAUUUACAAAAAAAAUUUCGAUUAGCUUCUCAUAAUUUUCGUGAUUUUUUUUUUUUUUUUGUUUUAUU